This is a messenger RNA of Frankliniella occidentalis (western flower thrips), 1112 nucleotides long. RefSeq names its product zinc finger protein 239-like. Gene Ontology annotation, biological process: regulation of transcription by RNA polymerase II. The transcript has a single exon. The annotation marks the transcript as partial. Gene Ontology annotation, molecular function: DNA-binding transcription factor activity, RNA polymerase II-specific; RNA polymerase II cis-regulatory region sequence-specific DNA binding. NCBI's taxonomy places the organism in Eukaryota, Metazoa, Arthropoda, Insecta, Thysanoptera, Thripidae. The record is from RefSeq and is a predicted model, not a curated record.
ACUCUUGUUUCAGACGGAGAGUCCGAUAAUCCGGAGCGGCCUGCGCUGACCGUCCACUGUCCGCAGCCAGCCGAUCCCCUCUAUGAGUCCGAUGUGGAUAUCGUGGAGAACAAGAUAGCGGUGCUGGAGGAACGUGCAGACGGGGGUGACGGCGAGCAGCUGGGGCUGGUGGUGAGCGGCUGCUUUUCGCUCCACAGCGCGGAGGGCGACGCGGGUGGUGACGGGGGGCACGAGGAUGACGGGGCCCUGGAGCAGCACCCCCAGGACGGUGGACAGGAGGCGGCCAAGGACAGAUGCGGCUCCGGUGACCAGAAGGAUUCCGACAGGGGGAAGCGGGGACUUCGAGUGCAGAAGAGGCGUCACCAGAGCAGCAAAAAGACGUACGAGUGUAGUGAAUGCGGGAAGCGGUAUAACCACAAAGACAGCUUUGGCUACCACGUCAAGACCCACACAGGCGAGAAACCUUUUGAGUGUGACGUUUGUAACAAGCGUUUUAUCAAGAAAUGUAGCUUUGAUGAUCACGUCAGGGCCCACACUGGCGUAAAACCAUAUGAAUGUAACGUUUGUAAGAGGGGUUUCGCCACAAAAACUCACCUUGAUUACCACGUCAGGACCCACACUGGGGAGAAACCAUAUAAAUGUGACAUUUGUAACAUGCGCUUCAUCCUGAAAUGCAAUCUUGAGUCUCACAUCAGGACCCAUACUGGCGAGAAACCAUUUGAAUGUGACAUUUGUAACAAGCGUUUCACCCAGAAAUCCACUCUUGAUUCUCACGUCAGGACCCACACAGGCGAGAAACCAUUUCAAUGUAACAUUUGUAAACAUUGCUUUAGUGACAAAUCAAAUCUUCGUCGUCACAAGAAAACACACCGUAUUGCUGCUGACCUCUGAAUAUGUGAUUAACUGUUAUUAGCCUUGGAUAAAACUGACUUUUCCUUAGGCAGGGUAUUUGUUGUAUGGCUGAAAGUUCCACGUCUAGUAAUGUAGGCUAAAGGCUGAUGAGAAACUGACGACUCGACUGCCUCGUCUGUCAUGUUGAUUUUGUAUUGAGUUGCUUCAUUCAAUUUAAUGGUAAUUAAGUGAAUAAAAAUAAAACAUUGCACCUAUCACUA